Messenger RNA from Impatiens glandulifera, 528 nucleotides. Its product is annotated as 60S ribosomal protein L37-3. Gene Ontology annotation, cellular component: ribosome; cytosolic large ribosomal subunit. Gene Ontology annotation, molecular function: structural constituent of ribosome; RNA binding. The transcript is spliced from 4 exons. Bases 69 to 356 code for a protein of 95 amino acids. The record is from RefSeq and is a predicted model, not a curated record. NCBI's taxonomy places the organism in Eukaryota, Viridiplantae, Streptophyta, Magnoliopsida, Ericales, Balsaminaceae. Gene Ontology annotation, biological process: translation.
UUAGAUAUAAAUUCCACAAUUUCAGAGUAAAGAUCAUAGUCUAGGUUUAUUUCACUCCGCCAACGAAAAUGGGAAAAGGAACCGGAAGUUUUGGUAAGAGGAGGAACAAGACCCACACACUCUGUGUGAGGUGUGGCCGUCGUAGUUUCCAUCUCCAGAAGAGCAGAUGUUCCGCCUGUGCUUUCCCUGCUGCCCGCAAGAGGACAUAUAACUGGAGUGUGAAGGCAAUCAGGAGAAAGACAACCGGAACAGGUCGAAUGAGGUAUCUUCGUAAUGUUACACGAAGGUUCAAGACCGGCUUCAGAGAGGGUACUGAAGCAGCACCAAGGAAGAAGGGAGGAGCAGCAUCUGCUUAAGUAGUAUUUUAUUUGAAUUGAAAAUCCCUUUUUAUUGUUUCCCUUGUUUUAUCAUCCUUUCCUUGAACUUGACUGGAGAUUUUGUUUGUAGAACUCUUUAAAGGAUUGUAAUAUUUAUUAUGAUUAUGGAUUUUCAAACUCUUUUAAGGACCAUUUUUGUUACUUUGUUUGU